AUGAAACGUCUACUACUGCUUGUUCAGAUUAUAUUCGCUCUAUGUAUUGCUCACGAAACACCUUCUUCUGAAGUUUGCAAGGUAUCGAAAUUUCCUCAACAUUAACAUAAACGUUGCACACGGUUCUGCUAUAAAGCCUUUAAUCUUACUAUUCUGGAGAAGUGCUAAGUGACCAUUUAAAGCUUUCGAAGUUUGAGUGGCUAGUAUUUUAGUCGAACUAGUGGCCAAGAUGUAGUGGUCUCAGGUCUAUUUAGUAGAAAAAAAAAACACUGAAAGCUACUACAGUGGCCACUGAGACGCAAAUUUUUGGCUUCAGUGAAGGAGGUUUUAGUGACCACUUUAGUAGCAUUUAAGGAUUUUUUUAAAGUGGCCACUGCAGCUUUUCCUUGUAUCCUCCUUCCGAUUGAUCUAUGGCGGACCCAUGAGAAAAGUUUGAUGGCGAAUUUUUCGGCUGUUUGCUCUAUUUGAUCUGCUCACUCAACUUUUCUUAUGACAAGGAAUUGAAAAGCGUUUAAAAAAAAGAUUGCAGGACGUCGGCGAAAACGGUUGGUUUCCAGGGAGCGACGAGCUUUUCGACGAAGAUUGUCGAACUGGAGUUCCGCCUCAACUCUGCAACACCGAUGCGCUCAAGUGCGGCCACGGAAAAUGCUGCGUCUGUAAGUUUGGCGAUCCAAGGCAUUUGCCCACCGGGCCGCUUCCAGAUCAUUCUGUCUGCGGACGCGGGUCUGCGUUGCUCGGAGAAUCGCCGCAGAUGUGCCGCAAAGCGACCGAUUGUCUCGCCUACGGGAUAAGCUCCACGAUAAGCGCCAAAUGCGUGCAGGUUUCCACGGAAUGGCUCUUUCUCAUGCCUGACUUACUAGAGUAGCUUUUAAAAAUUAAAAGAAACCUGAAAAAAAUCCCCCAUCAAAGUAGUCAAGUGAAAGAAGAAGAGUCUUUUGGUAUCCGUAUGCGAUGAAACUGAAAAAUGGUAAUUUGAUAUAUUUAUAUGGUUAGAGUCAUGACCAAUCCUUCCAGACUUGAAAAACGAGAUAAGUAGAUUUUGGCAAUGGUUAAGCGUUGCGUACGCGACGCGGUUUUUUGACGGAAGCUCCAAAUCAAACGCUAGCUACUUUUUUUUUCUCUUUUCGUGACAGUUUUUGUAUGAACUGUAGUUUUAUAGGUUUGAAAAAAAUUCAGUUGAACGAAUAAAAAGUUUAAAAAAAUAAUAAGGAAAUUGUUUUUCUAUAUUUUUUUCUGGCAAAAAGCCGCGUCACGGAGUCGGGAAAAAAAGUCCCAAAACUUUGAGUAUAAAUCGACAAACAAAAAAAUAAAAAGGCAAAAACCAAUAUUUAAAUAUUUUCGCGCUCAUAAAUCGGAAGACUUUUUGGCACAUUUUUUAAAAGGUAUCGAUGUUUUAACCACUCACCAAAAGGCUUUUUGACCGUUCGGAAAUUUUCAAAUCAGACUGAUUUUACCGGAAAAGAAAAUAUUGAGAGUCGCACCAGCCUAAAUCUUUUUUUGCAGGGUGUCUGCUGCCGUAGAAAGAUCGUUAAGCGGAGAUUUGAUCCAACUGGUAGAUGAUUUCGGAAAGAUUUCUGAUUUUCCAUUUUAGUGUGCCCAAAGGAUAAAAGCCCGGAUCUAUGCGACUGCUAUAAAAAGAAGUGCAGAUGCGAUGGGAAGCGCAAAUGCUACCAGUAUGAGAAAGGCAAAGAUAAAAUCUGCUGUAGUCAGUUAUUUCCAAAUAUGAAAAAAAUAAUAAAAGUGACCUUUUUUUCAACUGAUUUUUUUCAUUAAUUAAAAAGUAUUGCUCCUAGGUUUUUACGCUAAAAAGUUCAAAAAACUUACCUUUUUGCAAUUCAGAAAGUUUUCACCCAUCUCAAGAACACCAAAGUGGUCCCUUUUGGAGCAACUUUAAGGGCUCUUGGAAGUUCCCUUCAGGGACCACUUAGGUGCUUUCCGUUCCCAUGAGGUCCACUAAAGCUUGCCAGAGAGUACCCUAUAGGCGACAUGCUCAUGAAGUUUAUGAAUAACUGAGCGAUUUUGAAUGAAACACAUCCGCAAAGAUCUAUUGAUGAAGUUUGACCUUUUAAUUUUCAAAUCUGAACAGAAAGAAAGUUAACUUGAGCUUUAGGAGCUUUGGGGUCACACCCUAAACUCAUAUAGGGGCCCUUUUAGGGACCAUCUGAUUUCCCUAAUAUAGAGGCCCCUAAAACAAAAAUCUCUUAUAAGGACCCCUAAAAAAUUGCUCAAAGGCCACCUAUACCACUCUGGCUUUUCCAAGAACUUCUAUGCUUAACUACGCCUUCAUAGAAUGUAAUACUUGAAAAGAUAUCAAUCAACUCGGACAUUGGUAACGCGAACUGGACGCAAAUCGGACUUGUCGGGGUAUUUCUAGUGAACACUUCAGUAGCGUCAGCCCUCUUAAGUAAUCCCUAGAUUUGCUUAGAAACGUCCGGCUAUCGUUACCAAGGUCCGAUGAAAAAAUUAGUUAAAAUAAAUCUGUAUUUCCCUUUGUAGCAUAAAAACUACCGUUUCCAGCCUAUUGGAUUCUAUUUCUGUUUCCUCCCUAAAAUUUAUGAAAUAUGCCAAUAUCAGUGAAUGUUGUAGCCGACAUCUUUUGUAAAACUGGACUGCUGUCGGGAUACGAUCAUCGUAACGGAGCAGUUUUCUUGCAUGACCAACGUAAGAAGCGGACGGCUUACAUGGAAGGACAUCUUCUUUGCAGUGAAUUUUUUACUAGUUUUUCUGAGUGAGAGAACCUUUCCGCUUUCACUACGGCAUUAUAUUCUCACUCUCCCCUUUUUGCAGGUAUCCCACUGUCUAAUGAAUUGAGGAACUUCAUCCGACCAAAAUGGGCUUAUUUUGCUGCCAGGAAGAGGUACCAGGCUCGAGGUUUCAACGCGGCCGAUCCCUCACUGUUGCCCACAUGUUCGUCGAACAAAGAAUGCCUUGGCGGUUAUUGCGAUGUUGUUUUCUCCCUCAGGCGUGAUGAAUCGAGAAAAGCGUGCUUUAACAGUGAGUUUCUUUCCUAA
Molecule: messenger RNA, 3011 nt
Organism: Caenorhabditis auriculariae
Lineage: Eukaryota; Metazoa; Nematoda; Chromadorea; Rhabditida; Rhabditidae
Source: the annotation of a GenBank genome assembly